AUGCGUAACGCUGCGGUAAAUUGUACAGUGAACGAUGAGAAUUCGUUACAGGACGGAAGAAGCGGAGCUGAGAAAGCCGCGGACCAUGCUGACGUGGACAUGACCCGUGUAGACGUGGAAGCUGUCAGCGAUGACGAUUUGGAUGCUGAUUCUACCACCCCUGGUACCGCCCAGGUGAUCUGUUGCCAUGCCAUGCCUUCUAGUUCCUUCCACCACUUCCCACCCGACAAAACACCUGAACGGGAGCAAAAGUCAACCCAGCAAAGUUCAAGUUCAGCAGGGACUAAAGAAGGGAAAACGGUGGACACAGGAGGAGGAGAAGGAGGACGGGAGAAUGGAAGAGAGGAAGCGGAAAGGGGGCAGGGAGGCAAGGGGGGUGCAGGGGAGGCAGUGCCAGGCAUGGUGGUGGUGGUGAUGCAAGUGUUAGUGGAUGUGUACGUGCACAAGGACCUCUGGUACCUGCCUGCUAGAUGGAAGGGAGGGGCUGCCACUGCCGCUGUUCUCUCCCACCUCCGCUCUGAUUGGCCCAUGCAUCCGUGUCACCAGCCUUGUAGCACGCAGCGUGUUACAUCACCCCCUUCCUCCUCCGCCCCUCCCUCCCCCCUCCUCUCUCUCCCCCCCGACCUCCUCCUCCUCUCCCUCUCCCGCCUCUCCCCCACCGACCUCCGCUCUGCUGCUGCCACGUGUACACGCCUGCGCCAGCUUGCACUGCCAGCUGUACCCAGCCUGCCGCACCUCUCCCUCUUUCCACAUCAGCGGUCGGCUCUACAGUGGAUGAUGGGGAGAGAGAGGGGGGUCGUGGGGAGGGAAAGGGGGAGAGAGAGGAGGGGAGGGGUCCCGCAGGGUUUUGUUCGGAGCCCGUUAGUGAGUGUGUUGAGGAUGAGCGAGGAGGGGAGUGAGUGUGGUGGUAGUGGAGUGAGGAGUGUGAAGGGGAAUGGGCAGAGGAAUGGAGGGAGUGAGGGGAGGGUGAUGCUGUGUGAUGUGAUUACAGGGGGGGUGAGGUUCCUAUGGAGCAACGAGAGGAGAAGUGGAAGGGGGAAGAGAAAAAGCAGAGAGUGGGAAGCAGAGGAAAGCAAAGGUGAGCAGCACGAAAGCAUAAGUCUGCAAGAGGGCGAGAAGAAAGAAAAGGAGGCUCCGGGAUGUUCAGGCUCGGCAAACUUAGAGCCCAGCAGAUUAAGCAUGGUGCCAGACCUAAGGGACAGGUUCGGCAUGGUGCCGGACGUGCGGGGAGGUCUGUUUUGUGACGAGCCUGGGCUGGGUAAGACUGUGACUGCCUUGGCGCUGAUUCUUAAGACUAAGGGGUUGCUGCCUGCUGUGCCUAGGGGUUGCCGCCUGGUGGUUUGUGGGAGGAUGGGAGAGAAUGGGGUGGACGGGUGGAGAGGAGGAAGAGGAGGAGGAGGGGUGUGGAAAGGAGGGUUGCUGGGGUAUUACGAGAAGCUUCUACCUGGAGAGGCAAGGAAAGGGAAGGAGUGGGAGGGUGGGGGGGCGCGGGUGAAACAGGCGUGGCAUGGCAAUGCGAUUGGGGGAGGGCAGGAUGGCGUGGAUGAGAUUAGGGGGGAGAAGGGGAUGAUAGAGUGCGGUUUAGAGGAGAAGGAGGCUCAUAGGAAUGUGUUAAGUGUGGUGCAAGGGAGUGGCAACAGGUGUGAUGCGGUGCAGGGAGGUGGGAGUGGGAUGACAGAGGAGCUGUUAACUGGGGGCAGUGUGGUGAAAGGGGGGGGUGGCGGGGCAGAGUUGAAAGAUGGGACAGAUUUGAGAGGUGGGGCAGAGGGAGGGGAGGAGACUGCUGGGAGUAGGGCGAAGGGCGGGCGACGUGAGACGGGUGAGGGAAGGGAGAGGAGUGAGGGAGGAGAGAAGCACGAGGGAGAGAAAAAGGGCCAGGGAGGGAUGAAGCUUAGGGCAGAGGGAAAGAGCGAGGGAGAGCUAGAGACCAAGGGAGAGGAGAAGAGUGAGGGAGAGUUCAAGAGUGAGGGAGAGGAGAAGAGCAGGGGAGUGAAGUGCGGAGGGAAGGGGUCGAGGAGACCCAGAUGGAGUGCUGGCAGGAGGGGCAGUGCAGCAAAGGAGGUAUCUGAGGGGGCGGCACGGGAGACAGCAGUGGAGGCAUCAAAGAGUGCAAUGAGCCGAUGGGGAAAGGAUCCAAUUGCAAUGGUGCUUGCCUUGCAAGCGCCGAAUUUCAAGAGUCAGAUGGACGUGGGAGCUGUGCUGGGAUGGAGAGUGGUCCAGAGUGGUGUGCAGGGGAAUCGGAGAUCAGGGAUUUGUGCUGCUGACACCCCUGGGGUUGCUGAUGAUGGGACUCUUGUGACAGGCACUCAGGCUAGGAAGAACAGCAUCGAGGCAGGCAAAGAGGAUGGGAGGCAGGCAGUAGAUGUUUCUUGGAGUGAUGAUGCAGGCAAGGGUGGUGGCGAUGGAGAGGAGGAGGAGGCUGGGAGGAGAAGGAAAAGAAGGCACCAUGUUGGAGGUGGCAGAAGGAAUGGUGAGUGUGCUGCUGGUGAUGAUUUUUUUGGGUGGGGGAACGGUCACUCAGAGGGUAAAGAGGAGGGUAAGGAGGAAGGUAAAGAAAAGGGUAAGGAAGACGGUGAAAAUGAAGAUGGGGUGAGGUUCCAGGACAGCAGGAGGCGCUGGGAAGAAGAGGAGGAAGAGUCAGAGGAGGAGGAGGAGGAGGAGGAGGAGAGAGGGAGUGGUGAGAGGGAGGAUGAUGAUUGGGUGCCUUCUAGUGCGGGCAGUGACAGGCGAGUUGGCUCUUCUGCUCGUGCCAAGGACUCAACACCGGCCUCUCGUCUCUCCAGAAGGGCCUCUCGUUCCUCUGCACGGAUCACUCCCUCGUCUGCUCAUUCCCGUUCUUCCCAAGGGGCGAGGGGGGCAGCUGCAGGGAAGGUAAAGGAAGCUGUGAUUGAUGAUCGCAGAAGGAGCAGCAGAAGAAUAGAUGUGAAGGGCAGGGGUUCGGAAUGCGGUGAGGGGUUGAAGAGUGCAGCAGUGGGUGCAGCAGGAAUGGUGCAUGCAGGGAGUUUGGGGCAUGUUUCAAGCGAUGCAGAUAGAGUGGCUGAAACGGUUCUUGGGGGCGGGACACCCAAACGCAGGCGCACAGCAGUGCGUGCUCGUGGAGAGAAGAUUGUUGAGGCUUCUCAAUCAAGCAAGGUGCUAGAAGUGGUGCUAGAGGGUGGGAUGCCCAAGCGCGGGGCGGCAGCGGUGCGUGUGUGUGGACUAGAGGUUCGGGUGGAGGACGCAGAAAUGGUGAAGGAAGGGGAUAAGGGGGAUUGUAAGGUUGUGGUUGAUGGGGAGAAAGGGCAAGAGAAUAAGGGGGAUUGUAGGGAAGUGGACAAGGGGGAGAAGGUGGAGAAGGAGAUUGGGGGCAUGGACCAAGGGGAAAACGGGCGGAAAGAAUCAGAAAAGGGAAUGAGGGUUAACGAGAAGAAUGUGGGAGUGGUAACACGGAGCUGCGGGUUAGGGGUACGGGGCAAGAGGGGGAAGGAGGAGGGCAGGGGGAUGAUGGUGGAGGAGGAGGGAGGACAAAGGGCAGAGGCGGAUGGGCAAGACACAGGCUGGCAGCAUGUGACUGUAAAGGAUGAACAAGAAGCAGACUGGCAGGGCGUGACUGUAAAGGGCGAUCAAGAAGCAGGGAGGCAGCAUGUGACUGGAAAGGUGGCUAAGAUGAGCAGCGAGGGGCAGUGUGAGUCAGACGGCGAGGGUGUGAAGAAGGCUAUUGAGCCGACUCAAAAGGCAGUCUGCGAGCGGCAGUGUGAGACAGACGGCGAGACUGUGGAGAAAUGGCUCUCCUGCGACGAGUGUGGCAAGUGGAGGAAGGUUCCCGGGAGCUACACCUAUCCGGACGACCAGUUGUGGUUCUGUGGGUUAAACCCUGACCCUGCCCGGCGGGUUUGCGCCAACCCAGAGGAAUCUGCUAGUGCUGACUCAGACAUUUCCUCGUUGCCUGGAUUCUGCCCGGUUGAGGAAGCUUUUGACGGCGGGCUGCCCACAAAUGUUUCACUAUUCGUGGAGAGGAUCAAGGGCGGCUUUCGGCGGGCUGAGUCGGAGUUGGAGUGGAGUGACGUGGAGCAAGGGGUGAGGUGGCUUGCUCGGAUUGGUCCUGGAGAAGCAGCGAGGCUGGUUGCUGAUACUGGUGGGGCUGGGGAGGAGGAUAUUGGAGGAGCAGACAAAGGACGAGGGAGAGGAGUGGCGGGAGGAAGAGGGAGAAAAGUCGAGAGGGGAGGAGGGAGACGAGCAGAAAAGGUCAACAGGGGUGGUGGCAGCAGCCGCAAGGGCAGUGAAGCAGAGGAAGGGAGGGAUGUGAGAAGAAAAGGGCUGGUUCCCCCGGGGUGUGUGGGGCGUAGUGAGUGCUGCUCACACCUGCUCGCCUCCCUCGGGCUUGUGUGGCUGCCUGCCUCGGCCCACACACCUGGACACACAGCAAGGGGAGGACGAGUGCGAGGGGGUGGAAAUGGAGGAGGAGGGAGGAGAGUCAGUGGCGGCAGCAGAGGAGCAGGAGGAGGAGGAAAUGGGCCACGAGUAAGGGGGGGAGGUGGAGGAGGAAGAGGAGGUGGAGGAGGACGAGGAGGAGGUAGUGGUGCAGCAGCAGUGACAGCAGAGGCAGGAGUGACAGCAGAGACAGGCUCUGGGCUGACAGGGCUGGAUGUGCUCUCGGGCUUUAAUGCACUGUCUGGCCUGCAGAUGUUGACUGGUAGUCUUGGCGGUGUGAGUGACAGCACUGGUGGGAACUCGUCUCAUGUCUCUGGUGCUGUAAUGCCAACGACAAGGGCAAGCGCUGCUGCUGCUGGUGGCUGUCUUGGCGGUGUGGGUGUGGGCGGUGUGCGAGACAACACCCGGGGAAACUCGUGUCAUGUCUCUGAUGCUGUACCAAUUGAGGCGCCUCAAAAGUCUCAUGUCUCUGAUGCUGUACCAAUUGAGGCGCCUCAAAAGUCUCAUGUCUCUGAUGCUGUACCAAUUGAGGCGCCUCAAAAGUCUCAUGUCUCUGAUGCUGUGCCAAUUGAGGCGCCUCAAAAGUCUCAUGUCUCUGAUGCUGUACCAAUUGAGGCGCCUCAAAAGUCUCAUGUCUCUGAUGCUGUACCAAUUGAGGCGCCUCAAAAGUCUCAUGUCUCUGAUGCUGUACCAAUUGAGGCGCCUCAAAAGUCUCAUGUCUCUGAUGCUGUACCAAUUGCAAGCGCUGCUGCUGGGGAUCCGAUUCUUGAUGUCGAUGGCGCUGUUGCUGCUGAUGAUGUUGAGGGAGGAGGAGGAGAAGGAGGAGGAAGAGCAGGCGGAACAGGAGGAGCGGUGGGAGCGGCAGGAGCAGGAGGCACAGGAGGGAGAGGCAGGCGAGGCAGGCAAAGGGCCAGCCCCUACCAGAGUGCGCGUGGUGCGUCUGGAGGGUCGUGGGUGCUGCCUCCCUCCCUCUCGCCCCACCUCACCUUUGACUUUUCUUCCUUCCGCCACGCUCUCGCGAUUUUUGAGGGGCAGGGAGGGCCGGGAGGGCAGAGAGGGCAGGUAGGGAAGGAGGUGCAGGGGGGAGAGAAACGGCAGAGAAAGCAGAAAGAGCAGGGAGGUGGGGUAAGGCGAAAGGGGGAUAUGUUUACAGUUAGCACUGUUACCUGUGGUAGCAGCGAUAGUGCUGCUGCUGCUGCUGCUGCUGCUGCUAGUAGUGCUGACGUGGCACCAAGGGAUUACCAUUUCGUCUCGUCUGCUACUCUGAUUGUGGUCCCCACCACGCUCGUCAGCCAUUGGCUGACGCAGAUCUCCCGCCACGCGGCACCGGGGGCUCUGCGCGUGUUUGUGUAUGACGGGGCCAAUCAGAAGGCGCCAGCUGUCCACAGCUUGGCGUGGGAUUAUGAUGUGGUGGUAACCACGUUUAGCAGGCUGAGUGUGGAGUGGGGGGGAGGGGAGGAUGGAGAGAUGGGAUGGAGGGGGGAGGAGGGGGAUUGGGCGAGUGAGAGUGAGGGGUUUGGGAGUGAGCGUAUGUGGUGUAAUACAGAGGACGAGGAGGAGGAGGGAGAGGAGGAAGAGGGUGAGGAGGACCUAGGGAAGGAAGAGGAAGGAGAGGAGGGUGCAGGGACAAGGGAACGUGCGGAACAAGAUAAGAAAGCAACGGAGGGAGAAAUGAUGCAGAGAGCUGGAGGAGCUAGAUUGGGAGAUCGGAGUAGGAGGGGGGUCAAAAGAAGGUGGGAGGGACAAGCAGAUCAGACAAACAUCACCCACCAGUUGGGUUCUCUAAGGGGACGCACUCCCGGAUGCAGACAAGCAGAGCCACCCGGAUGGCCGUCUCAUGGAUGGCAGGACGGAGGUCGGUGGCCUCAGCGGGCGGCGAGGAAGCGGGUCCGGCUGGGAGUGAAGGAGAGCCGUCGGAUCGCGUCCCCGCUGCUGCGCAUCCAUUGGCUGAGAGUGAUUCUGGACGAGGGGCACACGCUGGGUGCCAGCCUGGCAGCCACGAACAAGCUGCGCAUGGCUGUGGCUUUGAGAGCUGCAAGGAGAUGGAUUCUCACAGGCACACCUACCCCCAGCACCCCGACCAGCCAGGCUAGUCGCUCCUCUUGCUGCUCCGACUACUCCCACCACUCUCCGCCACUCCCCACCACUUCCCACCCAAGCACUCCCGUCUUAACCAUUUACGGACGGCAGCAGGACGUGUGGGGAAAUAUCAACCCUUUCUUCACAUGCCUCACCUUUCUUUCCCCAUCCUCCUCUUGCCCUCCUUCACCCCGCCUCUCAAUCCCUGCAGGUUGCUCACCUCUUCCCGCUGCUCUCUUUACUGCACGAGCCCAUAUACGGUCGGCUGCAGGGCGUGUGGUAGCCCACCUCUUCCCGCUGCUCUCCUUCCUGCACGAGCCCAUCUACGGCCGGCAGCAGGGCGUGUGGGAGCGGGCGGUUCAGAAGCCAUUCGAGGCAGGCAGGCCUGAGGGGAGGCAGCGACUGGUGCAGGUGUUGACUCGGUGCAUGUUCCUGGGGCAGAAGAAGGACGUGCUCUCCAUUCCACGCUGUGACAGGAAGGUGUUAACUCGGUGCAUGUUCGUGGGGCAGAAGAAGGACGUGCUCUCCAUCCCGCGCUGUUCCAGGAAGGGGGGUGACCAUCUAGCUCUUACGGCUAACACCACUCAAGAUCCUAGGACCAUACUCUACCUCCCGCCGGCUCUGCCGUGCCCCUUGCGCCACUUAGCGCACCUCCCGCCGGCUCAGCCGUGCCCCUCGCGCCUCUCAGCGCACCUCCUGCAGGCUCUGCCGUGCCCCUUGCGCCACUUAGCGCACCUCCCGCCGGCUCAGCCGUGCCCCUCGCGCCUCUCAGCGCACCUCCCGCAGGCUCUGCCGUGCCCCUUGCGCCACUUAGCGCACCUCCCGCCGGCUCAGCCGUGCCCCUCGCGCCGCUCAGCGCACCUCCCGCCGACUCUGCCGUGCCCCUCGCGCCAUCUCGGCGCCCCUCUCCUCACCACGUCCGCCCGCCGCGACGAACGCGCCCAUGGUGUCGUCCACCUCCCCUCCCUCCCUCCUCCUCUCAUGGCCGACGAAUCAACCUCGCUUGAGCUUGCCUCCAUCGACAAGCUCGAGCUCCUCAACGGCACCACCGCCGUCAAUUGGGUGUCGUUUGAGGAGAGCCUCUUCACGUACCUGGGCUCCGUUCGAGUGGGAGAUUACUGUCUCCUAGAUGUUGUCCUCGAAACACCUAAUGGCCUCCCCCCCACUCCGCCCCCACUCCCAGGCUCCUCCCCCCCCGACGCCCCACCACUCCCGACCGAACCUGCCCGCCAAGCCCCUAUCCUAGGGGCUUGGGAGGAUGAUCCGGACAGGUGGGCUCGCACGCUCAACAAAUACAACAAGGAGCGGGACGACUAUGUCAUCAAAAGCAGAGCACACGCAGCUGCCAUCGCCGAUCACGAAGCUGCCGCUGCAAAACUUGCAGAAUUCAAAGCCGCCUCCGAAGAGUACUCUGCUAAGCUCCGUAAGCACCACUCCGAUACAGCUGCAUGGCGCAUUGCUGACCGCCGUGCACUUACUAUCUUCUCAUGCGUUCCCUCCUCUCUCAAGCGUGACCUUCGCCCCCCAUCCUCCCCCUCCCUCUGGAAGUCUCUCUCCUCCCAAUAUGAUCGCCAGGACUUACGUUCCCUCCUCUCCCUCUUUCGCACCUUCCAAGACAUCACACUGGACUCCUCCCUCAACGCUGCUUCCUUCGCUCGGCGCCUCACAGACACUGCACAACGUCUCAAUGAUCGUGGCAUCUUGAUCUCCGACACCCUCCUCACAGCGCGCAUCCUUGACUGCCUCCCACCCACCUACGACACUUAUCGCAUCAAUUUCACCUCCCAGCACAUCCGUCCUCCUCCUGUGGCUGUUACCAUCGACUGGCUCAUUGACAGUGAGGCUGACCUUCUACGUGAAUCUGCCUCCAUCAAUGCCGUUCACGCGCGCAAAGGAACAAACACCGGCGGAAGCAGCGGGGGCGGACCAGGACCUGCAACUGCUGCAACUGCUGCACCUGCUGAACUACCCACCUCCCCCUCUCACCCCCCCGGCUUUACACCCCCCCUCACUCCAGAUCCACUGCGCAACCGCUCCGCGCUCCUGACUGCACCACCACGCAGCCGAGCAGCAGCACUUCCAUGCCUCAGAUUCGACCUCCAGCGCAGCUGUCUUGCAUCUUCACCACCCCCUCUACCUCCUCCUCUCUCUCCUCUCUUCUAUGAAGACACCCACGACGAACUCCUCUUCCUCCACCUCCUCGCGCCCUCCAUCGCCCCCAUCGUCCGCACCAUGGCGGGCACUCCAGCUCUUCUUUUCUCGGGCACCCCCACCAUCUUCGAACCCACCACGUAUGAGGAAGCUAUUGCCUGCCUCGACGCACCGCUCUGGAUUGAAGCCAUGGUGAAGCUUCUCUCCUUCUCCCCCCAGCACGCUGCGUCCUACAACGAGUUUGUGAAGCUUCUCUCCUUCUCCCCCCAGCACGCUGCGUCCUACAACGAGUUUGUGAAGCUUCUCUCCUUCUCCCCCCAGCACGCUGCAUCCUACAACGAGUUUGUCGAGACAGUUCAGCGAAACCUGCUGCUCGCUGAUUGGAUGGAUCCAUCCCACGAGGAGUCGCUCUUAAACCCCCGGAACUUGAAGCAGGCCAAGCAGACGCUCAAUAACGUGCGCCUCUCGUGCUGCGUCGCUGGGCACAUGGAAAGUUACGACCUGCCCGGGGAUAUUGACGAGACCAUGCAGCAGCUGGUGCAGGGUGGGCUGGAGCCCGGCUCGGGCAGGUUUGAGGAGAUUCGGGCAGCUUUGAAAGGAGGAUGCUGCUGUGAAAGGUGUGGGGAGUGGGUGCGUCUUCCCAUAAUCACCCCCUGCCCGCACCUCCUGUGCAUCACGUGUGUGGCAGCAGACAAGCACGCAUGCGCCAUGCCGGGCUGUGCACGGCCGUACCGCAUGCAGGAGCCCAAGGACAUGAAACGCCCAGAGAAUGCCAACCCUAAGUGGAGCGUGCCGCAGGACCUGAUCGAGCUGCAACCAUCGUAUGAGCAGGAGCCCAAGGACCUGAAGCGACCAGAGAAUGCCAACCCCAAGUGGAGCGUGCCUCAGGAUUUGAUCGAGCUGCAGCCAUCGUAUGAGCAGGCGGGGUCCUUUUGGGGCUUGGCUGGACACAGCGAGCACCUCGUCUCACCCUCAUUCUCCCCUUUUCUCCCACCUUUCCUCGUUCUCCUUACCACUCCUCGUGUGCAGAGGGAGUGGCAUCUGGAGUGGCAGGCCACAGCCAGCACCAAGGUGGACUACCUCCUCUCCCAACUGCGCCUGCUCGCUCCCCCACCACCAUUGCGGGAUUCGGACGAGCAGCUGCUGUCACAUUCAGCACAGUCACCAGCGGCAGCACAGCCAUGCAUAGUACCGCAAGCGUCAGACGAGCCACUGGCUGGUUGCACAAAAUCACUCUCAAGAAGCCCAGAAAGGGGGUCUGAUACGGCAGAGCAUGGGGACGGGGUGGCGGAUGGCUGUGCAGCCCAGGCCAUGGAAGCACAUGGUCCUGUGGCUGCUGCUGGGGGCUAUGGCGGGGAGACGGGGAGAUACGGCGGGGAGAAAGGGGCAUAUGGUGGAGGAAAGGGGGGGUACGGAGGGGAGAAGGCGAUAGUGUUCACGCAGUUUCUGGAGCACAUAGCGCUGCUGGAGGCGCAGCUCACACUCGCCGGUGUCAACUUCGCUGGGCUCUACAGCCCACGGCCUCAAUCCGUCAAGGUGAGUCCCAUUCCGUUCAAGUUCAGUCCCAUGUUGUUCAAAGUAAGUCUUGUUAUGGAGCAGGUAGGGUAG
Molecule: messenger RNA, 10248 nt
Organism: Closterium sp. NIES-65
Lineage: Eukaryota; Viridiplantae; Streptophyta; Zygnematophyceae; Desmidiales; Closteriaceae
Source: the annotation of a GenBank genome assembly